UACGAAGAGUAACCGUCAGUAAGGAAAGUAGGAGUGUAAAAAUAGUCCGCGGUCAAGGUGGGCUCAAUCCGUUUAGGCCCGGUUAGGCCCGGCCCAAGCUACACCUAACAGGCCAACCUUCUGAGUUGGACUAUAAGAGACUUCAUAAAUAAAACAAAAGAGACGGCAACCCAUAUCAAUCUCUCCAUUUACUUCAAGCUAAAUGGCCAUGGCUUCCCAAACUCAAAAGCUUCACUUCAUUUUGUUCCCUUUAAUGGCCCAUGGCCACAUGAUCCCCAUGAUAGACAUAGCCAGAUUACUGGCACAACAAGGUGUUAUUGUCACCAUAGUCACCACACCACUCAACGCUAAUCGGUUCACAACAGUCAUUGCUCGAGCACAACAAUCUGGACUCCAAAUCAAAUUUCUCCAACUCAGAUUCCCAUGUCUCGAAGCUGGACUGCCUGAAGGGUGUGAGAACCUCGACAAGGUCCCUUCGCCUGACAUGGCUCAGAAGUUCUAUGCUGCAACCAGUAUGUUACAACCACCAUUGGAACAACUGUUUGGUGAGUUAAAACCAAACCCAAAUUGCAUAAUCUCUGAUCAGUUUUUGCCAUGGACAAGUGAUGUUGCUCAGAAAUUUCAUAUUCCUAGGCUUGUUUUCCAUGGAACCUGUUGUUUUUCUCUGUUUUUGUCACAUAAUAUACGGACCCACAUGGUGUUUGAUGAAUAUAAAGCGUUGGAGGAGUCAGAGUACUUUGUUGUGCCCGGCUUGCCUGACCGAAUCGAGCUAACCAAAGCCCAGCUUCCGGCUUCUGCCAAUCCGAGCAUAUGGGGUUUGAAUAACAUUCGUGAAAAGAUAAGGGAGGCGGAGAAAUCAAGGUAUGGGACUGUGGCUAAUACUUUUGAGGAGUUGGAGUCAGGCUAUGUGAAAGAAUACCAAAAGGCCACAGGAAAUAAAGUUUGGUGCAUUGGACCUGUUUCGCUAUGCAACAAAGACAAGUUAGAUAAGGCCGAGAGAGGUAACGAGUCUGCGAUUGAUGCACACCAUUGCUUGAAUUGGCUUGACUCACAACAACCAAGAACUGUAGUCUAUGUUUGCCUCGGAAGCCUCUCUCGCCAAGCGCUUUCGCAGAUGAUAGAGAUUGGGUUGGGGCUAGAAGCAUCAAACGAGGCAUUCAUUUGGGUCAUAAGGGAUAAAGUAGAGGAAUUGGAGAAAUGGAAUUUGGAAGACGGGUUCGAAGAGAGGACCAAAGAUAGAGGCCUUUUGAUCCGCGGUUGGGCACCGCAAGUACUGAUAUUGUCACACUGGGCAAUUGGGGGUUUUGUUACGCAUUGUGGGUGGAACUCGACACUAGAAGCGAUAUGUGCAGGCGUGCCAAUGACCACAUGGCCUAUGUUUGGAGAGCAAUUUUGCAAUGAGAAGUUAAUUGUGCAGGUUUUGAGGAUUGGAGUGAGUGUUGGUGUGGACGUUCCUACAAGAUGGGGAGAGGAGGAGAAAGUAGGGGUGUUGGUGCAUAAGGAUAAUGUUGUGAAGGCCAUAGGCAAGUUGAUGGAUGGAGGAGAGGAAGGAGAGGAGAGAAGAAAAAGAGCUAGACAGCUUGGGGAAAUGGCAAAGAGGGCAAUGGAAGAAGGAGGUUCUUCUCACCUCAACAUGGCAAUGCUAAUUCAGGAUAUCAUGGAAAAUGCAACUUCUAGGCAAUGAGAGAGAGAGAGAGAGUACUAUUGUUGCACCAAGGAUCCUCUAGGGUGUUUUUUUCCUAAAGUUUUCUAAAGUGGUGUAUUGUGUGGUUGAGAUUUAAUGUUAAAAAAUGGAUGUGACUUGUCAUUAAAUCUCAACCACACAAUGCAUCACUCUAAGAAACUUUAGGAAAAAAAAAUUUUAAAUUAUCCUUGCUCAUGUCAAAGUUAUAGUUCAUUGCUAUGGAAUUUGCUAAAUAAAAUUUAUCAUUCAUGUCAUAUUAAAACUUA
Camellia sinensis is the source of this 1950-nucleotide messenger RNA. NCBI's taxonomy places the organism in Eukaryota, Viridiplantae, Streptophyta, Magnoliopsida, Ericales, Theaceae. The record is from RefSeq and is a predicted model, not a curated record.